Molecule: messenger RNA, 1785 nt
Organism: Linum trigynum
Lineage: Eukaryota; Viridiplantae; Streptophyta; Magnoliopsida; Malpighiales; Linaceae
Source: the annotation of a GenBank genome assembly
UAUAUUCGAAUUCAGAUUUUACUCAUACAUGUUAAAAAAAUUCUAAUUCAAAUUUUAAGAAUUUGAGCGGAUAGAAUAUUUUUGCCAUUUUUAAUUACCCUUCGGUUUCUCGUUCUCCUUUCACCAAUUUAAAAAUACUUUUUUUUUUUUUGCAGGGACUUGAUUAUCAUUCGGGAGUAUGGCAAAUGGAAGGCCACGUGUACGUCCCCAAGGGCACUUCGGGAGCCAGCCUGAUGCAGGUCCACGGCGGCAGCGGAGUGUCCAGCACGGUCAUGGUGAGGAUCUACUCCGGCGACCUGAGGUACUACUCCGGCGACGUGAUCGCGCGUGGGAUGUACGACAAGUGGUUCCGGCUCAACAUGAUCCACGACGCCGACGCCGGAAAGGUGGCCGUCUACGUCGACGGCAAGGAGGUUUUCCGUCACGAUGCAAGAGGGAAGGCGCCGGCUUUUUACUUCAAAUGUGGAGUCUAUGCUGCGCCGAAAGAUCAUAGCCGUUACAUGGAGUCUAGGUGGAAGAAUAUCAAAAUGUACAAGAAAAAAUGAAAGAAAAUUUUGGGCUUUGUAACUAGUUGGGCUGGAGUUGGGCUUUUCCUUUUUACACUCUCCUCAUUCCUUUUUUUGGGGUCGAUAUAUCCAAUGGGCUUCAGUUUCAGCCCAUUACUUGAAAUGAAACUUUGCUGGUAUAAGAUUUUGCUUUCUUUCUCUCGUCUAUCUUUGAUCGUUUUGUGUUUGAUUGAUUUGGAGUGCAAUUUCUCGAGAUAUCUUUCUAUAGCUUGCUGUUAAUCGGACUAAAUUUUUGUUAGAGAACCGACCACUUAUAAUUUUACAUCGUUUCUACGUAUUUAAUACUACAAUUUUAUGUACAAUAUUAGAAUAAAAAAAUGUUUGCUUUUGUGAUUUUAAGAUUAUCCAUGAUUUAUAAGAUGGAGAGAAUGAAAAUAAAUUAUUAUUAAAAUUGAAUUAAAAUAAUCAAAAUAUGAAAUCGAAGUAUCAAACGCCAAAUACUGCUUCAAGGAGACUUAAUUGUCUAGCUAACCAUGUAAUAGAAUUCCUCUGUUUUUCAAAUUUUACUUUCGGUAUGCUUUUAAUUUACAAAGCUACAACAAAUUUGUUUAGUUAUUGGUUGUGAUUUAUUUUUCUUUCGCCGAAAAGACACUGAUUUCGAAUUCCAACACUGAUGUAUUCUUUUUUAAAUACUUCUGACCAUUUAGAUAAUCCUUUUCCAAUAAAUCCAACUUAUCAGUCAGAUUCAACAUGCAUGAAGUGCAGUUUGCAUUAAACGGAAAGUACUUUUGAUCCAAUGACAAUAACUUUGGAAAGUAUACCAAAGAAGUAAUUCGAAUUAAUACGCAUCCCAUUGACUCUUGUACUUGUCGAAUGGAAAUGUUAACAUUUGUUUUUUUUGUUUUUUGUUGAAUAUAUGAUACGAAAUGUUCAUAAUGAUACUCAUAGCCACAUGUAUUUAUUUAGAUAGAUCAUGUCGUAAUGUUCCAUGGUUCGUUUAUCACUUCACCUUGAGAGUAAUUUUGUAACUAUAGAUCUAUGUUUUUUUUUUUCACAAUGUAAACGCAUUAUUCAAAUUGAUGACUAGUAUCCAUAAAUAAUAUAAUCUGGGACUAUAUAUUUCAAUAAAAUGUAUCAUCCACGAAUUCCUAAAUGAAUGUGACAACCACCGUGAGAAGAAUUUCUAGCUCAAAGAGAGAGUUAGAACAAAAACUUCACAUAGUAAUAAUAAAAUUACAUUCAACCCUUUAGUGAAUUCGAAUAAAUCGUCAUUAAUCAA